This is a messenger RNA of Anopheles gambiae (African malaria mosquito), 309 nucleotides long. RefSeq lists its product as uncharacterized. The transcript has a single exon. The record is from RefSeq and is a predicted model, not a curated record. Gene Ontology annotation, cellular component: BBSome. Bases 1 to 309 code for a protein of 102 amino acids. Gene Ontology annotation, biological process: cilium assembly; receptor localization to non-motile cilium. NCBI's taxonomy places the organism in Eukaryota, Metazoa, Arthropoda, Insecta, Diptera, Culicidae.
AUGUCCCUCGCCGUGGCUGAUACGACAAACACGACGACGACGACGACAGCAGCUGAAACCCUUGUAUCGCCGACAGCCGAAGAAAGGAGCAAUCGGAGUGGGAAACAGCAGCCAAUUACCCUGAUUUUGCCCACCAGCGGUAAGCUAUUUUUCGAAAAGAAGCAAGAAUUUCAACUGUGCAAGCCCCAGCUGCUGCCGCUAAAAUCGUUCAGCCUGGAGAAGCUGGAAAGAAUGCACCAGGAAGCGCAGCGACAGUUGCAAGAAACACGCGCCCGAACCGCUGCCUCCAAGAGCGCCAACGUCUUCUAA